CAUGCGCUCUGCCCCCUGAGCUGUCGCUUGCUUGGCAGUAACCGAAGUGGGUGUCGCCGGCGGCGCAUAGGCGCUCGCCAUGGAAUCCUACGAUGUGAUCGCGAAUCAGCCGGUGGUGAUUGAUAAUGGUUCUGGCAUGAUUAAAGCUGGCUUUGCAGGUGAUCAAAUACCUAAAUACUGCUUUCCAAACUAUGUUGGCAGACCAAAGCAUGUCCGAGUUAUGGCUGGAGCUUUGGAAGGUGACAUUUUCAUUGGUCCAAAAGCAGAGGAACAUAGAGGUCUUCUUUCUAUACGGUACCCAAUGGAACAUGGUAUAGUGAAGGAUUGGAAUGAUAUGGAGCGCAUUUGGCAGUAUGUGUACUCAAAAGAUCAACUCCAGACAUUCUCUGAAGAACAUCCUGUGCUCUUGACGGAAGCACCGCUGAAUCCUCGUAAGAACCGUGAACGAGCAGCUGAGGUUUUCUUUGAGACUUUCAAUGUGCCAGCUCUAUUCAUCUCUAUGCAAGCUGUGCUUAGUCUUUAUGCAACAGGACGAACUACAGGGGUGGUGUUGGACUCUGGGGAUGGGGUCAGCCAUGCAGUACCUAUUUAUGAAGGUUUUGCAAUGCCCCAUUCCAUUAUGCGAAUUGACAUAGCUGGCCGUGAUGUCUCUCGUUUUCUUCGCCUCUAUCUCCGGAAGGAAGGCUAUGACUUCCAUACAUCAUCUGAAUUUGAGAUCGUCAAAACCAUAAAAGAGCGGGCUUGCUACCUGUCGAUAAACCCUCAGAAGGAUGAAACUUUAGAAACUGAAAAAGCUCAAUAUUACCUUCCUGAUGGAAGCACCAUUGAGAUUGGUCCUGCCCGAUUCAGGGCUCCUGAAUUACUGUUCCGUCCAGAUCUGAUUGGAGAAGAAUGUGAGGGAUUGCAUGAAGUUCUGGUUUUUGCAAUUCAGAAGUCUGAUAUGGACUUAAGGCGAACUCUCUUUUCCAACAUUGUGCUCUCCGGAGGCUCCACGCUCUUCAAAGGUUUUGGCGAUAGGCUUCUAAGUGAAGUAAAGAAACUGGCCCCUAAAGAUGUCAAAAUCAGGAUAUCUGCUCCUCAAGAGAGAUUAUAUUCUACAUGGAUUGGAGGCUCCAUCCUGGCUUCACUUGACACAUUUAAGAAAAUGUGGGUUUCCAAGAAAGAAUAUGAGGAAGACAGUUCCUGGGCAAUCCACCGAAAAACCUUCUAACCCUGGCAAGUUCAGGGAUCUCUUUAGAUAUUUGUUCUUAUUCUUAACUCUCUUUUCUGAAUCUCUAAGGAGUUCUCUGUUUGUGUGUGCAUGAAUGGAUAUAUGGGUGCCAGCACACCCUGGACUUCACAGAGCCAAAGGGAAAACUGGGUUUUGACUUCAAACUGGUUGUGUGGGUGAAAAUGAGACUUAAUCCACUGGAAAAAUCCAUUCCCCCCCCGCGCUUUUUUUCCCCUGGGUGACCCACAAACCUCUGGGGGUAAGGAAAGAAACCCUACUAUGCCUCAGAAGAAACUUGGGGUAAUAUAAAAGUGAAUAAUAAGAUAGAAAUAGAAAAUGUCAACUAAUAUUGGAUCAAAUUCAGAUAGGCUGACCAGUGGAAACUGAGCACAGAAAUUGAUAGUUAUUUCCAGUGCUCAGCACAUAUUUUUAGAUGGUUAAUCCAGAGUUUUCCUUCCACCCCACCUUUUUCCCUGACAUACGCAGAAAAGCGAAUAAGCACAUUCUUAACUGUUACAACUCCAUUUACUGCUUUGUACGUGUAUGUAUAUUCUUAGGCUGGUGUGUGUGAAUCAGAAUCACGAUAUGAUAGUUGGAGCAGUUAAUUUUAGGAACUAGUUUAUAAUGCAUGAUGUAGAUCAGAAAGAGCCUUCCUUUGUUCUUUUCUAGUCAGUUGGUUUUGGCAGCCUGUAAUAAAGCAGCUGACAUUUAACUAACGGAAGAUGAUUCCAAAAUGUGUUUGCUGGCCCAUUCUGUACUUCCUCUGCCCACCCUCUCUCUUUUCCCAAACAUGCAGGUUCUAAAUGUUAAUAUUGAUUCUUUCUGAAAUGCAAAAACAUUGUGCCUGUGUCAAAAUUUCUGCCCAUGGGGUCUUUAGCCAAGCUUGAUGGGGAGUCAUGCAAUUGUUUUUAGACUUGUUUUAUUUAUUGAGAAGUUUUGGUGGUUGCUGAACUACUAUUACUAAAAUGAGUUCCACCAUUUUCAGUGUCCUAUUAUAUUGUAUUUGCUCAUACUUUAAUACUAGCACUAAUGUUUUAACAAAAUAUUUGUUAAAUAUAAAUAUUUGCCAACCCUGCUGUAUUAUUUUUAGAUUUGUUGCUUUAGUGAAUGUACCACAUGAGAAAACAAUGAAUUGUAUUAGAAUGUUUGAGUUUAAUAGUCAUCUCCAGAAGGUUGGUAUUCUAAAGUAAUGUCAGCCCCUGAUUUUACAUACUACAGAAAAGAAAAUUAAUCUGCUUUGAACUCAUUUUUGUUUUUAUUUUUUAUACAUAUUUUGGUGCUUAUGUUUUUUUACUUUGCUGCUGAAAACCAAAUAUUUUUGCAUUUUUGUCCAUUUAAGUGUUUGAAGAUUAGACAUCAAGAAAAGAAGCCUUACAUCUACCAAUAGCCAAAUAUUGGAAGAGAAACUAUAGUCUGAAAUAAAAAUUAAAUAACUUGUAUUAUCCCUGAGUAGAAAUGCAGAGUGUUUGCUAUUAAUAUAUUAUAAAUAUGGUCCUGUUGUGGUUUUGGUUGAAAGCCUGUUUUCCUUGGUAGGUUAUUGGCAUUCUCAGAAAAAUUACACAGGAAUUAAGUAGGCAGAAUUGAUAUUUAGUAGCAUUUUGUCUCUGUUUCAGUGCUUAUAAGAGCAAGAUCCAUACUGACUGAAGGGAUGGAGGAAAAUCUAGCUUCUUUUGCCAGCAGGUUGAAUAGAAACACAUAAAAUACAUAUCAUCUUGUGCAUUAUUCAGUCAUCCUUUAGUGUUAAAAAUAGGGUAAGAUCUGGAUACAGUUCUCCCUGAGUAAGUUUUGCUUAGUUGUCUUUUAGUGUAAGAGCAGAUAUAUUUUUCAGAAGAGUCUUUAAUUAUCAUUGACUUACAAGGGAGGAAAACAAACACAUCUAAAUUCAGCAAUUCUCUACGUCUACAUAAAUAAUUGUGUACUACAGGAAUGUGUAGAGUUCUUUAUAGCUAUUUCUUCUGUUAAAACAAAAGAAUUUGGGGGGCAGAGUGAUAAUGUUCCUUUAAUGAAUAAUAUUGAAAUUUCAGCAUUAUAUCCUUAUUUUCAUUAAUGAAAAUCUAUACUGUGACAAGAGUCUGAAAGACUGCCCAUUUAAUAGCCCUCUAAGACUAAAGAAUAGCAUAAAGCAUUUUCUAGUUUCUGUUUAUUGAGAAUAAUAGUUAAAAUAGUAAAAAAAAAGACUAUGCUACAUUUUGUAAGAUUCUUUUAAAAUGCUGCUACAAAUGAUUGCAUAUAAAAAUAUCCCGUGUCUUUAUUUCCUGAUAUAUGUAUGGUUUUCUUACCUUGAAUGUAUCUUAAGCAUCUAAGAUUAACAUUGUUAGGAGAUCAUAUCUUCAUUACAAAAUAACAGUCUCCCACUUCAGUCACUGUUUUAAUUAAACCUUCCUGAACAAGUCAUUUAGUUUGUUAUUGGAACUGGAAUGAAAUUUCUGCUAUGCUUGAUUCAAAAGUUCAUUGCAUGUCUAAGCAAGAUCUUGAGAAGUUGAUCUCCUCUGAUUUUAACUAUUUGCUUUCAGAGCAGAGGCUCAAGCCAAUUCAUUGUUGUGUUGAUCAAGGCUUGAGUGGUAGAUCUGUUUUUCUACACAAGUAUACUUUUUCUGUUGGCUGUAAAUGUGUUCAGAUACAGUAGAAGCCUGGGGUACUGACAUUAGACAAAGUUUAGGUAACUACAGAAUUAAAUGCAGGUUUAGAGGCAGUAGACUAGUUAUAAAAAAUAUUGAGUAUUGUAUUAGUCUUUCUUUUGACAAGAUUUAUGUACAGGGUAACCUGGGAUUUCUCAUGGAAGACCACAGGACUGGUUUUUCACUGCAGGAAAAGGGCACCUAGCCUGUAUUUCUUACCUUGCACUAUGGUAAUGUCACAUUUUAUUCUAAUUGUAUAGCAUUUGAAAUAUGUGUCCAGUGCAGGCUAUUACUGUGGAGGCCUUGAGUUACUUGAAAAAAAAACAGAAGAUUUUAGUAUUAAUGAAAUUUGUACUGUAAUUGCAGUAAUGAAGGGACAGUUGGAAAUAAUAAGGGCUACAGCGUGUACUGGUAUGAAGGAUGGCAAACCAUUACUGUAAUUUGUUUUAGUUCAUGUUUAUGGCUGUAUGUAUGUGGAAGUAGCAUUCCUAUGUAUAAAAAAUCCUUGAUUACCCCCUUCCUUUCUUUUAAUUCAUGGCAAUUUUUCCUUUGUUUUGACAUCAGAAGCAGUAAAAUUGUAUACUAAACAGACAAACCCAGCACUGGUUUUAUUAAUCUGAUGCUAUACUUCACACAGAUGUACAAAUCACUGUGGGGUAUUGCCUGCUGUACGUAAAUAAAAUUAUUAAUACACA
This is a messenger RNA of Pseudonaja textilis, 4523 nucleotides long. It is a transcript of the gene ACTR1A, whose product is annotated as actin related protein 1A. The record is from RefSeq and is a predicted model, not a curated record. Lineage: Eukaryota; Metazoa; Chordata; Lepidosauria; Squamata; Elapidae.